AUGAACACUGGUUUAGACAUUAAUAAGACUUGGAAAAGAAUCAACGUUGAUCCAAAUGUUGAAUCAAAACCACUUCAUGUUCUUGUAACUGGAGCUGCUGGUCAAAUUGGAUAUAAUCUUCUUUUCUUAAUUGCCCAUGGUUUAAUGUUUGGUCCAAAUCAAACAGUUUAUUUACAUUUAUAUGAUAUUAUGGUUGAAGCUAUGGAAGGAGUAAAAAUGGAAUUAGCUGAUUGUUGUUUCCCACUUGUUAAAGGAGUUAUAGCUUCAAACAAGACUGAAGUAGCAUUUAAAGAUGUUGAAUGUGCUAUUUUAGUUGCAGGUAUGCCAAGAAAAGUAGGUAUGGAAAGAAAAGAAUUAAUUGGUAUUAAUACUAGAAUUAUGAAAGAACAAGCCCUUGCUCUUAAGAACUUUGCUAAUCCUCAUGUUAGAGUUUUAGUUGUUGCUAAUCCAGCUAAUACUAAUGCACUUGUAGUUGCUAAUAAUGCUGGAAUCAAUGUUAAACAAAUUACUUGUUUAACUCGACUUGAUCAAAAUAGAGCUAUUGCUCAAAUUGCAAAUAAAUUAAAUUGUAAGGUUGAAGAUGUUUCUGAUGCUUUUGUAUGGGGAAAUCAUUCAGAAAAACAAUGUCCAGAUAUUUCUCAUGCAGUUAUUCAAACACCAAAUGGACCAAAAAGAGUAGCUGAUCUUGUUGAUGAAAAUUGGUUAGAAUCUUUUAAUAAAACUGUUCAAGAAAGAGGAGCUAAAGUAAUUGAAAUGAGAAAGGCUUCAUCAGCUGCUUCAGCUGCCAAAGCUAUUGUUGAUCAUUUUAGAGAUUGGUGCCUUGGAACAAAUAAAGAAAAAAUUAUUUGCAUGGGAGUUUAUAGUGAAGGACAAUAUGGUAUUCCAAAAGGAAUAUUCUUUAGUAUGCCAGUUGUUUGUUAUGGAGGUGAGUAUCAUGUUGUAGAUGAUUUAGUACUUAGUGAAUCAACUAGAACAAUGUUGAAAAAUUCUGAAGAAGAAUUAUUAGAAGAAAAGAAAUUGGAGAUAGCAUAUGAAGAAAUUAAACAACAUUUCAAUGUUCACGAAUAA
Entamoeba dispar SAW760 is the source of this 1068-nucleotide messenger RNA. Its product is annotated as malate dehydrogenase, putative. The record is from RefSeq and is a predicted model, not a curated record. The coding region runs from base 1 to 1068 and encodes 355 amino acids. Gene Ontology annotation, biological process: malate metabolic process; tricarboxylic acid cycle; oxaloacetate metabolic process. The transcript has a single exon. Gene Ontology annotation, molecular function: L-malate dehydrogenase (NAD+) activity. NCBI's taxonomy places the organism in Eukaryota, Evosea, Mastigamoebida, Endamoebidae.